This is a messenger RNA of Topomyia yanbarensis, 5433 nucleotides long. RefSeq lists its product as uncharacterized. NCBI's taxonomy places the organism in Eukaryota, Metazoa, Arthropoda, Insecta, Diptera, Culicidae. The record is from RefSeq and is a predicted model, not a curated record. The transcript is spliced from 3 exons. Gene Ontology annotation, molecular function: nucleic acid binding. Bases 1 to 5433 code for a protein of 1810 amino acids. Gene Ontology annotation, biological process: DNA integration.
AUGGCGGAUGAAUCAACAGCGACAUGUGGUGAAGGUUUCAAUUGUGUAGCAUGUGACCGUCCCGAUGCUUGGUGUGACCUCGUGCAGUGUGAAGAUUGCCUAAAUUGGUGGCACCAGCGAUGCGCCGGAGUCACCGGGUCGAUCAAAGAUCAUCCCUGGUCAUGCCGUAAUUGUAUCCCAGCUAGCAGUGCUGCGUCCAAAAGCACCACCGGUAGUGCAAAAGCAAGAGCACUUACCUUGCAACUAGCCAAGUUGAAUGAGAUGCGUGACGCGGAGAGGAAGAAUCUGGAACUCAAAUCGCAAUCCGACCUCGCCUACAUCCAGCAGAAAUACAGUAUUUUGGAAGAGAAGCUGGAGCUGGAUGCGGAAGACGAUCUUCCCAGCGGGAGAAGCCGUAUCAGUCGCAAAAAUGCCCAGGCGAAUGUUGUAGAAUGGGUUCGGAAACAAACAGGGCAAGAAGAUGGCGCUGUAGGUGUAGAGGAUCAACAAGCGGCCGCUCUGCCCGAUGAGAUGCAAUCCUGUAAAGCAAAUGAAAUGAAUCAGUCGCACGACAAGGGCGCGAUUCCCAAACACAGUCCGAAGCCACCGCUGUUGGAACGAUCGGCAGCGGACAGGCAGAAAUCAAAUCCGAUGCCCUUGAUUCCAGAGCUGACGACGCCAAAAUUACCGUCUUCGAAACAACUGUUGUUGAAGGGAAAUUUGUUUAUACCAAAACCACAGUUAAUGGGACAACCUAAACCGCGGUUUCCUCCAACGAAGCUACAUCUGCUGGUUCGGGAUUCUGUACCUUCAGGUACUCCAAAUGUGGCUAAAACUCCACGGGCAUCGGGUAAAUCCUUGCUAACCACGCCAGGAGAGUCCGAUAGCAUCGACAUCAAUGAGGACCAAGAUGAAAUUCAGCCUUGCCUAAGUGAAGAUGGGAACCUUCAGUCGCUAGUACAACAACUUGGACUUGGCCCAGCUGACAUUCCCAAUAUAAAACAACAAUAUACUCAUUGUGCACCCUCUUCCUCGCAAUUGGCUGCGAGACAGGUAAUGCCCCGUGACCUGCCAUCCUUCUCCGGAAAUCCUGCCGAUUGGCCGGUCUUUAUUAGUAACUUUACCACAACUACUCUUGCCUGUGGAUACAGUCCCGCGGAAAACCUCAUUCGAUUGCAAAGAUGCCUAAAAGGCCCGGCAUUGGAAACCGUUCGCAGCCGUUUACUUCUCCCGGAGUCAGUCCCACACAUCAUAGAAACCCUUCGUUUACUAUACGGUCGUCCUGAACUAUUGAUAAACGCACUUUUGGCGAAAGUACGAUCUGUUCCUGCACCGAAAGCAGAGAAGUUGGAAUCCCUGAUCGAUUUCGGAAUAGCGGUUCAAGGCUUGUGCGAUCACUUGGAAGCAGCCAAUCAACGCGCUCACCUCUCAAACCCAUCGUUGCUGCUCGAACUGGUCGACAAGCUGCCCGUACACGUGAGGCUUGAUUGGGCCGCAUACACACGAGAGGUCGCGGAGGUCAACCUGCAGGACUUUGGGGAGUUUAUGUCCGAAGUAGUAAGGAAUGCUAGUCGUGUUACACUCUAUUCCGGAGUGGUAAAAAUAUGCGAGGAAAACAGCAAAUCAAGGCGAGGGACGCUGAACGUACAUACCGACAGUGAGCAUCCAAGCAAUUCCAGUGUACCGGAGAAGUCGUGCCCAGCGUGCAGUGGUAAAGACCAUCGCCUAAAGGAUUGCGAUCGCUUCAAGUCAUACAACGUGGACGGUCGGUGGAAGUUGCUGCAAAAUACAGGCAUUUGUCGUAAUUGUUUAAAUUUCCACGGCAGGAGAGCGUGUCGAUUGAACAGCGUUUGCGGUUCAGCGAACGCUGAGAAUCAUGUCCAUCGUUGUUCGGAGCAAGCCAUUCUCUUCAGAAUUGUCCCGAUCACACUUCACGGACCUGAAGUGGACAUAGAAACUUUCGCGUUUCUGGAUGAUGGUUCUUCUUUAACACUGAUCGAAAGCGCUCUGGUGGAACAGCUAGGGGUAGGUGGUGAUCCACAACCACUCUGCCUCAAGUGGACCGGAAACAUGUCACGCCUAGAAAAAGCGUCGAUGAUCGUCCAACUGGCGGUAUCGGGCUGCAACACACAACAGUUAGAAAUGAAAGACGUGCGCACGGUGAAAAAUCUCAACCUUCCACGUCAAACCCUGGACAUCGAGCAACUGUCGAGUAAGCAUCAACACCUGCGAAACCUACCAAUAUUCAGUUAUUACGACGCGGAGCCACGUAUCCUAAUAGGAAUCAAUAAUCUAAGGUUGAUGGUCCCUCUUCAGGUAAAAGAAGGUGACGUCGGGGAGCCAGUUGCUGUACGCACCAGGUUGGGAUGGAGUGUAUACGGUGGAACGAAAUCUCGCGAAACUAUCCCUUCAUUGAACUACCAUGAUUGCCAGUGUUCAACCGACGAAACACUGCACAACAUCGUCAAAGACUAUUUUGCCAAGGAGGACGUGGGAACUCAUCCUCACCAUGCGCUAGAGUCGGAUGAAGAAAAAAGAGCCCGAUACAUAAUGGAACAUAGUACAGUUCGCGUUGGUGAUAGGUUCGAGACAGGCUUGAUCUGGAGAUAUGAUAACUUCGAAUUCCCAGAUAGCUUUUCGAUGGCGCUGAAGAGACUGGAAUGUUUGGAGCGCCGGAUGGCCAGAAACCCAGUGCUGAAGGCGAAUCUGUUUCGACAAAUUAAGGAGUACGAAGACAAAGGUUACUCCAAUCGUGUCAGCGAAGCAGAACUGCUAGAAGCCGACCCGAGAAGAGUGUGGUAUUUACCACUUGGAGCAAUCAUACAUCCAAGGAAACCGGAAAAGGUCCGGAUGAUAUGGGACGCCUCAGCCAAGGUCGACGGCAUAUCGUUGAAUGAAAUGUUGCUGAAAGGUCCUGAUCAACUUACUGUGUUACCCGCUGUCCUGUUUCGGUUUCGUCAGUUUUCAAUAGCCGUCUCAGCCGAUAUCGAGGAAAUGUUUCACAGAGUCCUAAUCCGUCGAGAAGACCGGCACGCUCAACGUUACCUAUUCCGCAGCGAUCCUUCGAAGCCUCCAGAAGUUUACAUUAUGAACGUGGCGACGUUCGGUUCGGCAUGUCCACCGGCAUCCGCCCAAUAUGUAAAAAACUUGAACGCGUCGGAGUUCGCAGAGUCUCACCCCAGAGCUGUAGAAGGGGUUCUCAAAAGCCACUAUGUCGAUGACUAUCUUGAUAGUUUCCCCAAUGAACACGAGGCCAAACAAGUUUCCGCGGACGUGCGGAUGAUCCACACAGCGGGUGGUUUCAACAUACGCGGGUGGCGUUCCAAUAGUAAGGUAGUUCUCGAACACUUGGAUGAACAUACUUUGUCGCAGCCUAAAUACCUGAACAUGGAUGGAGCUGUAAACUACACGCGUGUACUCGGUUUACUCUGGCUACCGGAAGAGGACUUGCUUAGUUUUUCGGUGGUACUUCACAAAGAUCUGCAGAAUCUGAUCGAUAAAAAAGAAUAUCCAACGAAACGACUGGUUCUUAGAGUUCUAAUGUCAUUUUUUGAUCCUCUCGGAAUGUUGGCUCCUUUCAUAAUUCAGGGUAAAAUCCUACUGCAGCAAAUCUGGCGAUCAGGAGUUAAGUGGGAUGAGCGAAUCGAUAGCGAAGCGUUCAUGCGCUGGCGACAGUGGACUGGGUUAUUUCCAUUAGUCAACAAUGUUCGUAUCCCCAGAUGUUACUUCGAUAGUUCAACCGCGGAUCACUACAAUCGUAUGGAGCUACAUAUCUUCGUAGACGCGAGUGAAGAAGCCUAUGCAGCUGUAGCUUACUUUCGAAUCGUGCCGCCGGAUGGUGAUAUCAAGGUGGCAUUGGUCGCCGCCAAGACAAAGGUAGCCCCGCUUAAACCAAUGUCGAUACCACGGCUGGAAUUACAGGCUGCAGUACUUGGAAUAAGACUGAUGAAGUUCAUUCUAGAAAGUCAUCCGGUGAAAAUCGCUAGAAGAGUUCUACAUUCAGACUCUAGCACGUUUCUGUCCUGGAUCCGGUGCGAUCCCCGUCGCUAUAAACAGUACGUUGCACUCCGUGUCGCAGAAGUACUCAGCGAGUCUGAGGUCGACGAGUGGCGAUGGGUACCGUCGAAAAUGAAUCCUGCUGACAUCGCUACUAAGUGGGGCCACGGACCACCCCUCGAUCCAGACCACGAAUGGUACCGUGGGUACAAGUUCAUGAAACUGCCGGAAACUACGUGGCCGCCGCAACGUGUAGCCAUCCCAAUAACCGAGGAAGAGAUUCGUUCAUGCUAUACGCAUCAUGGGAUCUCUAUUCCAACACCAGUAGUUAACUUCAACAGAUUCUCAAGGUGGCCCACGCUGUUGAGAGGACUGGCGUAUGUCUUUCGAUACGUAAGCAACCUACACCGGCGGAUAAAGAAACAAGACACCACUGCAGGAUACCUUACGCAGGAAGAGUUGAGGAAGGCAGAAACGCACCUGAUUCGCAUGACACAGUGGGAAGUCUAUUCUGAUGAAAUGGUGACGCUGCACGGCAAUCAACAUCUGUCGCCUGAACGCAGGCAGCCAUUGGAAAAGAAUAGUACAUUAAACAAACUUACUCCGGUUUUGGACGAGAACGGCAUCCUCCGAGUUGACAGUCGCCUCAAUACUGCCAAGAAUAUCGCCAUGGAGACGAAAUUCCCGAUUAUUCUACCGAAAAAGCAUCCGCUUGCAUACUUGAUCGUCGACCACUUUCAUCGCCAAUAUCGGCAUGCCAACAGUGAAACCGUUGUCAACGAGGUACGACAGCUGUAUAAUAUCCCGCAACUUCGUCCAUUGGUCAAGAACGUUGCUCGAAAUUGCCAGGAAUGUAAGAUAGCAAAAUCUAUGCCAAGAAUACCGCGAAUGGCUCCUCUUCCGAAUGCACGUCUGGCUUUGUUCACUCGACCCUUCACCUACGUCGGGGUUGACCUGUUCGGUCCGCUGCUGGUAAAACUAGGAAGAAGCAACGUGAAACGGUGGGUGGCAUUAUAUACUUGCUUAACGACAAGAGCUGUACACGUGGAAGUUGUAUAUAAUCUCUCUACUGAGGCGUUCGUGAUGAGUAUGCGUCGAUUUGUGGCUCGUCGCGGAAGCCCUGUUGAGGUAUACUCGGAUAAUGGGACGAACUUCCAAGGUGCGAAUCGAUUGCUUCAAGAACAGAUUCAGAAAAUCGCCGAAGGUAUGGCAGCCACUUUUACCAAUACAACAACCAGAUGGGUGUUCAAUCCUCCGGGCGCUCCCCACAUGGGCGGUGCAUGGGAACGUUUGGUGCGAUCGAUCAAGGUAGCGAUGGCGGCGGUCAAUUCGUCGGGGCGAAAGCUGGACGACGAAGGACUCCUCACACUUAUAGUCGAGGCAGAAAGCAUCGUCAAUUCGCGUCCGCUGACGCAGCAGCAAUGGUGUUCGUCAGCCGGUAGUUGCCACAACAGAUGA